This is a messenger RNA of Cataglyphis hispanica, 2495 nucleotides long. RefSeq lists its product as uncharacterized. The transcript has a single exon. NCBI's taxonomy places the organism in Eukaryota, Metazoa, Arthropoda, Insecta, Hymenoptera, Formicidae. The record is from RefSeq and is a predicted model, not a curated record. Bases 264 to 1040 code for a protein of 258 amino acids.
CCCCUUUGUGAAGGAUGGCAUCUAGAUGGAUGGCUCCUCGCUGGUAUAUAUCGGUCUGGCGACUUUGUCCUGGUGCCAGUUCUCUCUAGUCGAGGAUCAUCCAGCACGUGGGUGCGCGCAGCCUCUCGUAGUAUCUUCGGCUGCGAAUCGAAUUUCGAGUCGCGUGUACCGUGUGCUUCUGACGAAAACGAGGUGUCUGUGAUUCAGUCUCUGACUUUUUUUCUGUCCAGUCCGCGAGUUUUGGGAAGCCGUCCGGGUCCAGAAUGUCGGCGAUUAAGAAUUUAUCAAAGUGCGUGCUGCUCUUGUUAAUAUGCAGUGCAACUAUUCACGCUGACGAGGACGGUGGAUUUCUUGAGCGAGGAUACCGCGCUCUUUAUCGCGUCUACGAGGACUGCGAGCAUCGCAAUAUGGCCGUAUCGCCGUGUUUGAAGAAGAAGGCGAUCACCUUCUUCGAGAGGCUCGGUCGUAUACAAGCUUUACCGAUCGGCGACAAUCUCGAGCUGGUGAGAGUCGCGCCCUUGGCGAACGAUAGCUCGAAGAGCACAGUCUCCGAUCUAGAGAAGACCUUGGCCAGGACCAACGGAGGUGCCACGGACGAGAUCCUCAACGAUAUUUUGUUCGAGCGCGUAGCCGCGCUGUUGAACAGUUUCAACGUGCAGAUCAGCUUACCAAAGACGAGCUCCGGCGACUUAAAACGGAGCGUCGAGGAAGGUCGAGGGAAGAUGAAGAAGAUGAUGGGCAUGAUGAUGAUGGGAAUGGCGAUGAAGAUGGCCGCGUUAAUUCCCAUCGCUAUAGGCGUACUUUUCCUACUAGCUGGCAAGGCGCUCAUCAUCAGCAAGAUCGCCUUAGUGCUAUCGUUGAUCAUCGGAUUGAAGAAGCUAUUGAGCCAGAAACAGAGCCACGAUCACGGCGGCUGGCAGCAAGGAGGCGGCUGGGACAGGAGUCUAAAGGGAAUCGUAGGCACACCUGUUCCAUUAAUGAAGGAAGCCGAUCGCGAAUACGCUCAGACCUUGGCGUAUAGCGCGCGACAGCAGCAUUGAAUAAUCAAAAGCUGAACUGAGAGCAGGAGAUCUUCAGGUAUCUGGGAGAGAGCAACGCCUGUAUCCAAAGCAGCAGAUAAUACACGAUAUCCGAGACAGAUCAGGAUAUUGAAAUAGAUUUGCAUAAUUAUUUUUGCGAUAUAUUUUAUAUACACUACACAAUCUGUCUAUAAAAUUUACACUCGUUCACGCGCAAUCGCAUAAAUUAUGAGGAAAACAAGAGUGUAAAAAUGAAAUGCAUCAGUGACAUUAUAAUAUCGAAAUAACAAAUCGUGAGAAAAAAAUACGCUAAGAAUCUUAAAAAUACUAAAAGUAAAAAAUGGAAACUCCAAUGAACUGUCUCAAUUGUGUAACUUUUUUUUUACAAGUCUGAUCGCUUUUUGGACAAUUGUUGAUAUGAAAAUAAUUAUCCCGUAAGUUUUCGCUUUUUAAAUAAACGGUUCUGUCAUAACGUUAAUAUCCCGCAAUGAAGUAAAAAGAUCUUCUAGUAAAAAGCGGAAAAUGCGUGAACCACAGCUGGAAUAUAAAUAGCUGCGUCGAGCAAACAUAAAGCAAAAGGAGUUGCAACGUCAGGUGUUUGUAUUUCCACUACUGACUGCCUCGGUAAAUAAUCCAGCGAAAUGAUAGCGAGAGAGUAAUCUUCAGACACGCAAACUUCUAACGGCGGCGGUUAAGAGUUUUUGUAUUGACAAUCGUGACGCGAUUAAUCUCGAAGUCGAGCAAAAAGAUGACAGACUUCAUCGUUAUAUAUCAGCCGAAUUUGGAAUCGUUUCUCAGCACUUACAAUAUUUAUAUUUAUUUAUAAUACUACCACACACACACACACACACACACACACACACACACACACACACACACACACACACACAUACACACGUAGGAGGCAAAAUAUUUAUUUUAGACUUAAAAAAUAAUCUUAGGAAGAGAAUUUUGGAAUGUGUAGCUUGCGACAAGUACUUAUAUAUACACGAAUAUCUUUAUCGACGUUACUAAAACCGUGUGUUCAGUAGAAUAAGUGUGAUGAUUAAAACACUCGAAUAUUUAAAUAUAGCGAAUAAGAUAUACUAAUUUAAUUCUCUGUUAAUAUUUAUUACAUAAUAAUAACGCAUAUAUAUGUAACAUUUUAGAAGACUUAACAUGCUUAUUUCGUAACGAUCGUAGUAGAUGCGGUAUCAUUUCGCAGAGUUUUUCCACUCUUAUGGUCUCUACAACGUCGAAAAAAUAAUUUUCGCUUAAUAUAUCAUAUUUAUAAGUACAUACUUGACGAUGCGACGCAUUCUACGAGAUGUAUACGACAUGUGUAUACGUUCGACUCCCGGGAAGCGAUUAUAAAUUCGGCCUUGAGUGUUACUUUGUAUACACAGGCGUUCAAUAUUUUUAAAAAAUAUAUCGAUUAAUUGUACAAGUUUUACCUGACUGUAAAUUAUUACGAAAUAAAGUCAUAUGUCAUUCCCA